Nicotiana attenuata is the source of this 939-nucleotide messenger RNA. RefSeq names its product ferredoxin-thioredoxin reductase catalytic chain, chloroplastic. Gene Ontology annotation, molecular function: oxidoreductase activity, acting on iron-sulfur proteins as donors. The coding region runs from base 185 to 631 and encodes 148 amino acids. The record is from RefSeq and is a predicted model, not a curated record. NCBI's taxonomy places the organism in Eukaryota, Viridiplantae, Streptophyta, Magnoliopsida, Solanales, Solanaceae. The transcript has 6 exons.
CUUCACAUAUUAGGUGAAAUAAUAAAAAGGACAAAGGGAUAGUAUAUAUAAAUAUCAAUACACGCUGUACGAGAGAGAUCUUUUUCCUUCCGAAGUUGUGGUGGUUCACGGAAUCAUACUUUGACUCAGUCGAAAACUAGCACUGAAAAAUACAGUACGAGGCGAUUACCUGCCGAUUUCCGCCAUGAGAACUCUUCAAGCGUCCACCUCCUACAGCGUCGGCUUUGGGAUUUCAUCUUUUGCUACUCUUCCUAAGCCUUCUACUCGUCGCGACGUCACGGUAGCUAAAAUGGAGCCAUCAGAGAAAUCUGUUGAAAUCAUGAGGAAAUUCUCGGAGCAGUAUGCUCGCAGGUCAGGAACGUAUUUCUGCAUGGACAAGGGCGUGACUUCUGUAGUCAUCAAGGGAUUGGCAGAGCACAAGGAUACGUUGGGUGCGCCACUCUGCCCCUGCAGGCAUUAUGAUGACAAAGCUGCAGAAGCGCAGCAGGGCUUCUGGAACUGUCCAUGUGUACCGAUGAGAGAGAGGAAGGAGUGCCACUGCAUGCUUUUUCUCACACCUGAUAAUGAUUUUGCUGGAGAAGAACAGGCGAUUUCUAUGGAGGAGAUUAAGGAAACAACAGCAAACAUGUGAUGCUCCGCCAUAUACUUUACUUGCUAUGAACAUUACGUUUUUGUUGUACAUGUAUAUUUGAGUAGUAGAUGACGAGCAACGAUCAAAAUUCUGAUGUGACAUGUUGCUGAAAUCCCAUCCAGUAUAUUGUGUGGUGUCAAAUGAGCUUGGGUGGGCGAGUACAAGUGCGAUGUAAUCUAACCGUCGUGUGAUGCAUCAAGAUUGUAUGAGUCGUAUAGGGUAUUUUGGGUGGCCUCAGCUAAAGCAAAUCUUGAUUUUGGAUGGAAACUGGCUUUUAUAAUUUCCAAAUGAUGCUUUCUGAUGUUCAA